UAUGGCUAGAACACAAAUUAAAUGGAUAUUACUUGCGGAUCAGUGAGCAGUUUUGUUGACAAGUUCUGGGACCUAGUGCUGGACCCAACUUGCGAGCAGUUUCAUCAUCUGUUUCAUUAUCACAGAAAUAUUAAGCAGCUCAAUGAACGACUUGUGGAACUCAUCGAUGAAAGAAGCUCCAUAAAACAUCAAAUAGAUGAGGCUACAAACAAUGCAGAACCAAUUGAAGACAAAGUUCUUCAUUGGUUGCGCAAAGUAGAUGAGGUUUCAGAACAAAUUCAAAAGUUUCAUGAAGAAGAGAGUCAAGCAAAAACAGAGUAUAGCGUCACUUCAUGUCCCAACCCGUGGCUACGCUAUAAACUAAGCAAAAGAGCAAAGGCAAUGGCACAAGAAGUUGUUAAAAUCUGCGGAAAGGGAAACUUCAAUACAGUUUCAUAUCGCGUUCUUCCCCCGUCCAUGCCAGAAUUAUUCAACAGAGAAAGCAAUGCAGGGAUUGGUUCAAGAGUGCAAAUUGUGAAUCAAAUUAUAGAGGAAUUACGGAAUCCAAGUGUUAAUAUGAUUGGAUUGUGUGGGCUUGGUGGUGUUGGCAAGACCACUAUAGCUAAAGAAGUAGCAAAGAGUCAAAACAUGUUUGAAAAGGUAAUCUUGGCAAUUGUUUCUCAAGAAUUGAAUGUUGAGAAGAUUCAAGGCCAGAUUGCUGUGAAACUGGGUAUGCAACUCAAUGAAACAUUUGAAGAAGUAAGAGCUUGUCAUCUGUAUGAGAGGUUGAAGCAAGAGAAGAAUUUGCUCCUAAUAUUGGAUGAUCUCUGGGAGGAACUUGAUUUGGGCAAAGUUGGAAUUCCUUUUGUUGACGUUGAGAAUUAUAACAAAAAGAAUGAAGGCUGCAAAAUUCUACUAACUUCAAGGAACGAAACGCUGCUAUCAAACCGCAUGAAAUGUCAAAAAACUAUCAAAGUGGGUUUUUUGUCAGAGGAUGAAUCAUGGGAGUUGUUCAAGAGGAUUGCUGAACUGUCUAUUGACUCAAGUAGUCCUGACCUGAUAUCUAUAGCUAAUGCGAUUGUUCAAAAGUGCAGAGGCUUGCCACUAGCGAUUGCUACAGCUGCCAAAGAAUUGCUAGGAAAAAAUCCAGAUGACUGGAAAGAUUACCUUGCCCGAUUGAAUAAUCCUUUAAGGAGAAACAUCACAGGAAUUAGAGAGGUAGAUACCAUUUUGAUAUCAAGCUAUGAUCGUCUAACCUCAUUAGAGAACAAGCAUAUUUUCUUGCUUGGUGCCAUGUUGUCCCAUGAUCCCUCAAUCGAAGACCUUCUCAUGCACUCUAUGGGGUUAGAUUUUCUGAAACACACAGAAAACAUGGAGGAAGCCCACAAUGGAAUCUCUGCUAUUGUGUUACUUCCAAAAUUAGAGAGGUUGGAAUUGUCCAAUUCAAUCAAUUUGAUUCCAACGAUAUGGGACGACCAACUUUCACACACCUCAUUUAGCAAUUUGAAAAUAUUGAUUGUGAAAAACUGUGGCUUUGUGAAAUUAGUGCCCCUUUGUGUGCUAAAAUCUUUAUACAAUUUGGAAGAACUGGAAGUCAGGAAUUGUCACAUGUUGGAGAUGGUGCUUGAUUUUGAAGAUUUGAACGAAUAUAGAGAGACGGUGUCAUCAUCAAUCCAGGUUGUGCCACUGAAGAAGUUAAAGCUAUAUGGAUUGCCAAAAUUGAAGAAUGUGUGGAGCAAUCACUACCAAGGAAAUGUCUCCUUCCCAUGUCUAAGGAAUGUCAAUGUUUUUAGAUGUGAAAGUCUCACAAGUAUAUUUCCUGCAUCCAUAGCCAAAGGCAUGCUUUGUGAUCUUGAAGAGCUUCAAAUAGAUCAUUGCGGUGCGGAUGUAAUUGUUGCAAAAGACCAACUUUCAGAAUCUGCUGUUGCUGCAUUUGAGUUUCCUAGGCUGACUUCCCUUCAGCUUUUUUGGCUUGAAAAUUUGAAGAACUUUUAUCCACAGAGACACACAUUAGAAUGGCCACAACUUCAACGAUUAUCUAUUAGGUAUUGCGAUGAGUUAGAGAUAUUUGAAAAGGAAGCCUCAAAUUCAUUUGAAAUACAUGAGGAAGAAAGCACACUAGACUCAAAAUAUCAUCUACUAUCCCAUCACAAGGAUAUUCGUAAUUUGGAGGAGUUGAGAUUGGAUGGUAAAGGGGCUGAGAUGAUAGGGAGUGGCCAGUUUCCAGCGUACCCCUUCCCCAAAGUAAAACUGCUUCAUCUCUCUGUAAAGAAAGCCACAACUAUAUCGUACAAAUCAUUGUUGAAGAGCUUUCCAAAAUUAGAGGAGUUAGAGUUGGGUGGUGACAUUAAGGAGGCUUUUGGAGGGGACGAAAUUCCCUUUCCAGUAAAAUUGACUCUUCAGAAUCUUUACAAGAUGAAAAGCUUGGCACCAUCCUUGGUUUCUUUACCAAAUCUCACACAUCUUACAGUGAGAUAUUCUUAUGGGUUGACCACUUUGAUGACGUCAUCAACUGCUCGAAGCUUGGUCCAUCUCACACAUCUCUCAAUUGGUCGCUGCCGUCAAAUAGAGGAAAGGGAAAAUUACACUCAGGAAAUCAUCUCGAAGCAUGAAGGAGAGGAUGAUGAGGAUAAGGAAAUCUUUUUCAACAAAUUGCAGUACUUGCAAUUUGACAGAUGUCCAAGAUUGAAGAGAUUUUGUGGCCACGAUUAUACUUUCAGGUUUCCAUUAUUGGAUACUCUAAUCAUAAGAGGAUGUCCAAAAUUGGAAAUAUUCUCUCCAGGACUCAUUGAUACACCAUCUCUUCAAAGCAUUCAGUUGUCAGACGAUGAGGGAAAACGUCAUGAAAUUUGGGACACCAACCUUAACAAAACAAUCCACCAACAGCGAUUUGUCUGUACAAGAGAGCUGGUGUUAGAUGAGGAUGAUGUCAGCAUGAUAAGGAAUGACCAAUUUCCAGCGGACUGUUUUUCUCACGUGGAAAUUCUUCGCAUAGAAGGAUUUGUUGGUGAAGGGGUAACAUUUCCAUACGCAUUGCUUGGAAGAUUUCCGAAACUGAGUGAACUUCGUGUGGAGAAUAGUUUUUUUGAGGAGAUAUUCCCAUCACAUAAUGCACACUUUAUUGUUGAUCAAAUUCCAUCAUUCAGGGAACUCUGCAUUGCCAAUUUGACAGUGCUCAAGGUGUCUGAAUGUGAUCGGCUCGUCUAUUUAAUGACAUAUUCAACUGCCAAAAGUUUGGUGAAUCUUGAAACAUUGGAGAUAACUUUCUGCGAUAAGAUGGAAGAAAUUGUAAUGAAGCAGGAUGGAGAAGAUGAUGAGGACAAGGAAAUCUUUUUUAGCAAACUGAAGCUUUUGGAACUUGACUAUUUACCAAGAUUGAAGAGAUUUAGUGGCCACAGUUAUACUUUCAGGUUCCCAUUAUUAGAAUGUGUAACUAUAGCACGGUGUCCUCGACUCACAAUGUUCUGUCCAGGAGUCAUUUAUGCCCCGCGUCUUCAAAGCAUUCGAGUGGAUAGCUAUGAUCACCAUAAACAUAUUUGGAUGACCGAUCUUAACAAUACCAUCCAACAUCGGUUCAUGACUCACGAGGUAACUUCCACAGCCCAACACAUGGUGUUAAAUGCGGAGAAUAUCACAAUGAUAAGGCAUGUCUUUCCUAAAGUGAGAAUUCUUGAUGUAGAAAGCUUCCGUGAUGAAGGGGCAACCUUUCCCUAUAUCUCCCUUGAAAGAUUUCCUACAUUGCAUUCGCUUAAUGUGCAGCAUAGUUCCUUUGAGGAGAUAUUCCCCUCACAGGACCAGGUUAUUAAUUUUAUGGAAAAAAUCCUUCCAUUUAAGGCAUUACACGUUUCUAAUUUGGAUAAACUCAAGAGCAUAUGGAAGGAUGAUUCUCAACUGCCACUAAUUCAUCAAAGACUGACAUACCUCAGUGUCAAUAAUUGUUGUAAUUUGGUCAAGUUGACACCGUCAUCUGCUUCAUUUGAAAAGUUGAGAAGCCUAUCCAUAUCAGGAUGUCAUCAGCUCGUCCAUUUAGUGACAAGUUCAACUACCAAAAGCUUGGUGAGACUUGAAUGGUUGAAGAUAAAUGAAUGCAAAAAGAUGAAGGAAAUUGUAAUGAAUGAGACCAAUGAAGAUGUAGAAGGUGGAAUCACAUUCAACCAGUUGCAUAGGAUCAGACUUAUUGAUAUGCUAAGCUUGAAGAUGUUUUCUUCACAAAGUUGCACUUUCGAAUUCCCAAAAUUAGAAGAUAUAGAAAUAACUGGAUGCCCUCAAAUGAAGAAGCUUGGUUUAGGAGUGUUGAAAACACCAAAGUUAUCUAAAGUGAAAAUAGAAGGAUGUGAUAUGGAAUGGGAGAAUGAAGGAGACCUUAACAAAACAAUAGAAAUGCUAUCCUCAGCACACACCAACAAAUAUUGCUUUCCAAACAUGUGCAGUUAA
Neltuma alba is the source of this 4413-nucleotide messenger RNA. RefSeq names its product probable disease resistance protein At1g15890. NCBI's taxonomy places the organism in Eukaryota, Viridiplantae, Streptophyta, Magnoliopsida, Fabales, Fabaceae. The coding region runs from base 22 to 4413 and encodes 1463 amino acids. The record is from RefSeq and is a predicted model, not a curated record. Gene Ontology annotation, molecular function: ADP binding; ATP hydrolysis activity. The transcript is spliced from 7 exons.